AGACUCCAGAGAAGAGGCGCUGGGUGAAUACUACAUGAGGAAAUACGCCAAGACCUCUGGAGGAGAGCAUUUCGCUGGAGGGUCGGAGGAGCUUUCUGAUGACAUCACACAGCAGCAGCUACUUCCUGGAGUCAAGGAUCCCAAUCUGUGGACGGUCAAGUGUAAGAUUGGAGAGGAGAGGGCGACGGCCAUCGCUCUGAUGAGGAAGUUCGUCGCCUACCAGUUCACCGACACGCCGCUGCAGAUAAAGUCGGUGGUGGCCCCGGAUCACGUGAAAGGCUACAUCUACGUGGAGUCGUACAAACAGACGCACGUGAAGGCGGCCAUCGAGGGCAUCGGGAACCUGAGGAUGGGUCUGUGGAACCAGCAGAUGGUGCCGAUCAAAGAGAUGACCGACGUGCUGAAGGUCGUCAAGGAGGUCACCAACCUCAAGCCCAAGUCCUGGGUGCGGCUCAAGAGAGGCCUGUACAAGGACGACAUCGCUCAGGUGGACUACGUGGAGCCGAGUCAGAACACCAUCUCUCUGAAGAUGAUUCCCCGCAUAGACCUGGACCGCAUCAAGGCCAAGAUGAGCCUGAAAGACUGGUUCGCUAAGAGGAAGAAGUUCAAGAGACCCGCUCAGAGGCUGUUUGAUGCUGAGAAGAUCAGGUCCCUCGGGGGGGAGGUCAGCCACGAUGGAGACUUCAUGAUCUUCGAGGCGAACCGUUACAGCCGGAAAGGAUUUCUGUUCAAGAGCUUCGCCAUGUCUGCUGUGAUCACAGACGGAGUGAAACCCACUCUCUCUGAGCUGGAGAAGUUUGAGGAUCAACCUGACGGCAUCGACCUGGAGGUGGUCACUGAGUCAGGUAAGGAGCGUGAACACAACCUGCAGGCUGGAGACAACGUGGAGGUGUGUGAGGGAGAGCUGAUCAACCUGCAGGGAAAAAUCCUCAGUGUGGACGGAAACAAGAUCACCAUCAUGCCCAAACACGAAGACCUGAAGGACCCCCUGGAGUUCCCGGCUCACGAGUUGAGGAAAUAUUUCCGUAUGGGCGACCACGUGAAGGUGAUCGCGGGUCGAUACGAGGGCGACACCGGCCUCAUCGUCAGGGUGGAGGAGAACUUCGUCAUCCUCUUCUCUGACCUCACCAUGCACGAGUUGAAGGUGUUACCCAGAGACCUGCAGCUCUGCUCGGAGACGGCUUCCGGGGUGGAUGCGGGGGGGCAGCACGAGUGGGGGGAGCUGGUGCAGCUCGACCCUCAGACGGUCGGGGUCAUCGUCCGUCUGGAGAGGGAGACGUUCCAGGUGCUGAACAUGCACGGGAAGGUGAUGACGGUGAAGCAUCAGUCGGUGAACCGCAGGAAGGACAACCGCUUCGCCGUGGCUCUGGACUCGGAGCAGAACAACAUCCACGUCAAGGACAUCGUCAAGGUCAUCGACGGCCCACACUCGGGUCGCGAGGGGGAGAUCCGUCAUCUGUUCAGAGGAUUCGCCUUCCUCCACUGUAAGAAGCUGGUGGAGAACGGAGGCAUGUUCGUCUGCAAGACCCGACACCUGGUGCUGGCCGGAGGGUCAAAGCCCAGAGACGUGACCAACUUCACGGUGGGAGGGUUCGCUCCCAUGAGUCCUCGCAUCACCAGCCCCAUGCACCACGGGGGAGGAAGUUCUCCACAGAGAGGAGGUGGUGGAGGAGGAGGAGGAGGAGGAGGUGGGGGGGGAGGAGGAGGAGGAAUGGGGCGGGGCCGAGGACGAAGAGACAACGAUCUGAUUGGUCAAACCGUCCGCAUCUCGCAGGGUCCUUACAAAGGUGAGACACUGGAGACAUUAAUACAGAUUAUUAAGGUGUUAUUAUUUUUAAUAUUAAACUCCAGUGGUGGAAAUGAAUUUUUUAAAGAUUAUUUCUGGCAUUUGUCAUCAUGUAUCAUACUUUAUUUUGCAAACAUUUAAACAUAUUUAAAACUU
Messenger RNA from Gymnodraco acuticeps, 1942 nucleotides. It is a transcript of the gene supt5h, whose product is annotated as SPT5 homolog, DSIF elongation factor subunit. Gene Ontology annotation, cellular component: DSIF complex. Gene Ontology annotation, molecular function: mRNA binding. The record is from RefSeq and is a predicted model, not a curated record. Gene Ontology annotation, biological process: regulation of transcription by RNA polymerase II; transcription elongation by RNA polymerase II; transcription elongation-coupled chromatin remodeling. Lineage: Eukaryota; Metazoa; Chordata; Actinopteri; Perciformes; Bathydraconidae.